Colletotrichum acutatum is the source of this 1725-nucleotide messenger RNA. RefSeq lists its product as uncharacterized. Bases 1 to 1725 code for a protein of 574 amino acids. Gene Ontology annotation, molecular function: phosphatidylinositol binding. Gene Ontology annotation, cellular component: ruffle membrane. The record is from RefSeq and is a predicted model, not a curated record. Lineage: Eukaryota; Fungi; Ascomycota; Sordariomycetes; Glomerellales; Glomerellaceae. The transcript has 2 exons. Gene Ontology annotation, biological process: regulation of ruffle assembly.
AUGUCUGGCACCAACCCGGAGAAGCCUCCCAUUCAACCGGAGCAGCAGCUCUACCCUCCUCCUCCCACCGGCGACAACAACCAACAGCAGCCUCCUCAGUACACCUCUGGGCAUGAGCAGCAGCAGUACAACCCGGACCAGAAGAGCGCCGCCGGCCCCGGCCACGAGCAGCAACACUUCCCUCCUCCGCCCCCGGGUCCUCCCCCCACCAACCAGCCGCAGUUCACACAUGCUCCCCAGCAGCAGCAAUAUGCCGCCGGCAGCUCCGUCCCCCAGCAGCAGCAGUCAUACACACAGACGCCGAGCCAGCAAGCUCCUUACAACCCCGCAGACCACGGCGCCGGCCACCACUACUCACAACAGCAGUUCGAGGGACCUCCGGGCACGGCAGCACCGAGCCAUACCCAGAGCGGUCCUUACACCGACCCGGCUGCCGCACAUGCUGCGUACAUCGCACCUGCUACCGAUCCCAACCACAAGGAGAAGCGCGGAUGGGGUGAGCGCCUCUCCCAGAUGGGCAUGAAGGCUGCCGUGCCCAUCAACGCCCUCGCCAACAAGAUGGGCUCGCAGAGCUUCCUACCCACCACCAUGGAUAGAGAGUGCGACAAGGCGGCCAAGAUCCUCAAGAGCUUCUGCAAGGAAGGAAUCACAUCCGAUGUGCCUCCUCAGACGGGCGAGCAUCUCGAGCCCGGCAAGCACGCCGAAGCCACCGGCUCGCGCCCCACGACGCCCAACAAGGAAAAGGCCCGCAAGGAAUCCAAGGCCAUCGUCAAAAUCCCCUCAAAGGUCAUCAACAAGGCCGUCGGCCUCGCCAUCUUCACCACCGCCCGCGUAGGCUUCCAGUUCUCCGGCGCCACCGGCUCCGGCAUCCUCAUCGCCCGCCUGCCCGACGGCUCCUGGUCCCCGCCCUCAGGCAUCCAGGUCCAUGCCCUCGGCGCCGGCUUCAUGAUCGGCGUGGACAUCUACGACUGCGUCUGCGUCAUCAACAGCCCCGCCGCCCUCGCCGCCUUCAUGUCCACCCGCGUCAGUCUCGGUCCAGACGUCGCCGUCGUGGCCGGCCCCUACGGCGCCGGAGGCGUCAUGGACGUCGGCGCCUCCUUUGGCGGCAAGAACCCCGAUCCCAAGGACAAGAACGCAAACGACCACGUUACGGACGCCAAGUCCGCCGAGGACGGCAAGCUCAAACCCGACGAGAAGGACAAGAAGCGCAGGAGCAGCAGCACCUCGCUCAAGCCUGUCUUCUCCUACGUUAAGUCCCGCGGCUUCUACGCCGGCAUCCAGGUCGACGGUACCGUCGUCACGGAGCGCAAGGACGCCAACGCCGCGUUCUACGGACAAAAGGUCACCGUGGACCAGAUCGUAAAGGGUCAGGUGCCGCCCCAAGGUCCCAACGGCAUGUGGCCCGCCGGCGCCCACCCGCUCUACGAGGCUCUCCGCACCGCGGAGCAGCAGCAGGCUCUCCCUGAGGUCCACCUGCCUCAGGCGACGCCCGGCCAGCAGGCCCCGCCUGGAGCGAUUCCUCCUCACCAGCAGCAGCAGCCGGCCUAUGGCCAACAGCCGCAGUACGGCCAUCAAGAUGCCGGCGGCCCGCUUGGUUCGCAUCCGCCCGGCCAGGGUGGCCCCGUCGCCUCGGGCGGUCUGAGCCGUGAGGAGCAGCUUCCGGGCUACGUGGAUGAUGGCGUGGCGCGGCCUGGUGUCGGUGAUCACAAGGGUCACUACCAGUAA